AUGCCCCCACACAAUAGUAGCCGAAGAGAUAGUAUUACAUCGAAUCGGGGCUCGCCAAUGAGGCCAACCGUCUCCCUCUCCCCUCGACUCUCAAUACCAUCAGCACAUACUAUUCAAAUUCCCUAUGAUCCCAAUGAAACUUAUAAUGUUGUACAUAUACCGACUCAAAUAGCCCUCUCUCCUCGUUCUGAUCAUUCUUUAAGAAAUUCGUUACACGCCUCUACACUUCGUGCCUCAAUGAAUAAUAAUAAUAAUAAUACACUUCGAUCAUCAAUGAAUGGAACCAAUACGCUGAGAACAUCAAUGCAAGGAGGAAAUACAAUGCUCUCUCGAUCGAUGGAUCUACAACAACAACAACCAAUUAGCUAUGUUAGUAGCAAUAAUAAUGUUAUUCUAACUUCCAGAAUGGACACAAAUACAUUCAGAAGAAAUUCUGGAACCUCCGAAGAUGAAGUUAUCUAUGUAGAUAAACCUCUCGUAAUGACAACAACAACAACCACCAACACUCCGUCCUUAAUUCUCUCACCAAAUUCUGUUAGUGUUGGAAAUGUAAGCGAUUUUUCUGGAGAAAGACAA
Messenger RNA from Naegleria gruberi, 576 nucleotides. RefSeq lists its product as uncharacterized. The transcript has a single exon. The record is from RefSeq and is a predicted model, not a curated record. Lineage: Eukaryota; Heterolobosea; Eutetramitea; Acrasida; Naegleriidae. The annotation marks the transcript as partial.